Molecule: messenger RNA, 1389 nt
Organism: Prorocentrum cordatum
Lineage: Eukaryota; Dinophyceae; Prorocentrales; Prorocentraceae
Source: the annotation of a GenBank genome assembly
CGGAGCUUUCCCUGGAUGGCUCACGUGGCGCUCGCUCUUGGGGGCCUGGUGUGGAAGGUUUGCUUUUUUCACGAAUGCUGAGAAUUUAACUGAUAACUCUCAGAAGGUCUCGCAUGCUUCCCCGAUUGCGGAAAAACGCCUGGCGGGGAGCUGACCAGGUCUUCAAAACUGUGGUGAGAGUUUAACCGAUAACUCUCAGAAGGUCUCGCGUGCUUCCCCGAUUGUGGGAAAACGCCUGGCGGGGAGCUGACCAGGUCUUCAAAACUGUGGUGAGAGUUUAACCGAUAACUCUCAGAAGGUCUCGCGCGCUUCCCCGAUUGCGGGAAAACGCCUGGCGGGGAGCUGACCAGGUCUUCAUGUGGAAGGAGGAGGAGGAGGAGGAGGAGGAGGAAAGGAAGGACGUUGCAAGACGAGAGGAAACGACUGAUGCUGCUUGGCGGCUUCGCACUGCCAUUAAACGAUGCUCACGGUCUCCGGCCUGACCUUGCAGGUUGUGAUAACGCAGACGCAGACGCGCGAGUCCGCCGGCCGGCGGGCCGGCAGGCCCCUUAGGGGCGGCGCGGGCGGGCCGGAGCCCAGUCACUUGCAUCUGAAAGUAGGGCAACCGUCAGGUAAGCUGCACUGAAUGCUAUGAUAAGAUAUUGCAUCCGAAACGAAGGUUACAGACGAAAGGUAAGCUACACUGAAUGCCGCGCUGCAGAGACCAGACAUUGCAAGACGAGAGGAAGCGACUAAUCAUGCUUGCUCAAUGAAAGCAUACGCGUCUGCAAAAUCCUUGGUGUUUGCACUGCAGACUUUCCGCACAUGGUGAACCAUCGGGCAAUAAUUUGAAGCACCCGCUGCUUGUACCACACUGGCCGUCGUGAUUGCAGCCUGGGAACGGGUCCUGGUCGCGGUUGCACCACAAUGUCGCGUCCAAGCCGGCGCACAUGCAUGCUUCACAUUUGUCCCUGAAGUUAUCUCUCAAACAGCAAUUAUCAUUGUAGACAGAGCUGGGGCCACGACACGGUACGGAAAAAAGACUGAGGUUCGGUUGCUUUGACUCGAAUUUGACAAUGCCGUGGGCGUUCGUGGUAAUCAGACAUGUCAUGCUUUCCUGGUUUCAUCAAGUACAACCGCUGGCCAAAAACGUUCUGAAGGUGGGGGUCGCCAAUGGCAGCCACGUCUGCGCCGGCUCCACCGCUCUGCCCGGCAGUCUGCAGCAGGGCGUGCGCCUCCUCCUCCUCGCCCUCGGCGCAGGCGGCCCCCGCGCCGCCGCUGCCGCCCGCAAGGGCCGGCGCGGCGAGGAGCAGGAGGAACAGGGCCGGCGCCCACAUCUCGAGCGCAGCUCUGCGAGAGGGGGGUGCGGGCACGGCUCGACCUGAACUCGUUGAGCCAAGGCUUGAGCCC